CCCCAUCCGUAAAAGUGGACUAGGCCUAUUAAACAAGAAAGAUGGCGGAAGCAAGCCGCGAGUUUUUUGACAGGUCAGGUCUCGCGGCUACUAUCGCCAGGAAUGUCUCCAAUCUUGAAGUUCUACUCAACAUGGGGUUUCCUAAAGAGAGGGCGGAGAAGGCUCUAGCAGCUACAGGGGACAGAAGUGUCCAGCUGGCAUCUGAUUGGAUCUUUGCCCAUGUGGAUGACACCAGUCUGGAUGAAAAAGUCCCGAGGGAGUAUGUGCUGUUCGCCUGUCCCACAGGGCCACUGGUCACACAGCUGGACGAGUACUCGGAGAAAACCCUGGUGCAUUGUGGGAGGAACGGAUCCCACAACUCCUUCCCUCACGUCACGCUCUGUUCAUUUUUUGCGGUCCCAGACUCCACGGUCCCAAAGGUAGUCCAUGCAGUAUUGACUGUGGCAGGCAGACUGAGCUGCAGGGAGGUCCCAGCAAAGGUGUCGCUGGACUUCUACUCCUCCAGCAGUUUUGUGGGUCUGUUUGUGGACGACAGAAGUGCAGCGUUCCUGAGGAAUGCCAGCCAGGAGUUUGCCAAUGAAGUUCUAAAGACAACAGGAAUAGAGGUGAAGGCCCACAAGAAGCAGCUCCACAUCACCCUGGCCUACCAGUUCAACCCCAGCCAGCAGAAGAAGUUGGAGGAGUUAGCCAGAGACAUCGACACCUCCAUGCCUGCACAGUGGGACCUCAGGCUCUACUCACGGGACACAAGGAGGGCAAAGUCAGAUGUGGUGAGAGUUGUCCAUCCUCUGCCCCCCUCUAAUGAUGACGAGCUGGAACUUGUCAGAGGAGACUAUAUCUACUUAGAGCCUGAUGAGCUGGUGAGCAGCAGUGAUGGGUGGCUGAGGGGGGUGUCCUGGCUGACUGGGUGUGCGGGGCUUUUCCCUGGGAACUACACGGAAAAAGCAGCUGAGACAGACACAUGGACUCUUCACAGAUGUGUUCCUGUCAUUUCCCUGCGAGGAUCGUCUUCCACCAGAGCUUCAGCCCCCCCACUGUCCCCCACCCAGCUUCCACCACUGCCCAGUGAACCCUCCACUCUCUCCAGCACCACCAGAGCACCUGUACCUGACAGGAGAAAUGGUCCUUCAAGGCCUCCUCUGGAAGAGAUGUAUUCCCAGGUACAGAAGUCCAGGCCUGUCAGUAACAGUAAGCCUGCCCCACCCCGGCAGCUCUACAUCCUCAGACACGGGGAGAGGGUGGAUGUGGUGUUUGGGAAGAGAUGGAUGAACGCCUGUUUUGUGAAUGGUGAAUACAGUCAGCAGGACCUGAACCUUCCCAGAAAACUCCCCAGCAGAGAAGGCAGCCCGUUGAGUUUUGCAGAGGACAGCCCUCUGACUGAGAUGGGCUGGUUUCAGGCACGGCUUACAGGUGAGGCAAUGAAGAGAGCAGGUGUGCACAUCAGCCAGGUGUACUCCUCCCCAUCUCUCAGGUGUGUGCAGACUGCUGAUGCCAUACUGGAUGCUCUAGGGCUCAGGUCAGCCAUGAAGAUCCGUGUUGACCCAGGUCUGUUUGAGUGGCUCUACUUCUACAAAGCCAGCGGGCUCCCAAAGCUGAUGACGAUGAAGGAGCUUUUAGACUUUGGCCUGAAUGUUGACCCCACCUACCACCCCAUAGUUCCGGUGUCAGACUGGUCUCGGACCGAGGAUGUCGUGCAAUACUACCAGCGUAACCACACUGUCGUCCAGUCAGUCCUUGGAUCCACAGAUGGUAACACUCUCAUCUGCGCACAUGCGGGCUCGCUGGACAGCUGCUCACGCCACCUGCAGGGGCUGUCCGCACGCACGCAGCGUGAGGCCGUCAAGCUCAUGGUCAAGAUCCCUUACUGCGGCAUGGCCGUGUUUCAGGAGGUGAAGGAAGCAGGGAUCUGGGACCAGGUGGAACCCCCCAUCCACACCCUCACACACUCACCCAACCACAAGUUUGACUGGAGAGUGCUGCAGUCAUAGAAUCACCUGCUAGGGGGCACUUUUAUGUCAGUAUUCAUACACACCAGCCUGUGUGCCUGUCCUAAAGUAAAGUGUAGAUCAAUGCCAAAUAGGCCUGCAUUGUCAAAAUUUAGAAAUGCAAAUACUAUAACUAUAACUAUAACUAUAACAUUAAGACACAAAUAUUACUAAUAUUAGAUAAUAUACAGCCUCUCUCAGAUAGGUCCAUUUGCUAUUUGCCAAGCUAUCAUUGGUUGAGCUGCUAAUUGUGAUGGACAGCCAAGAAGAGUCUAAUAGGGUUUUUGGAAUGCCAGAUUGGCAGCUGUAACAUUAUGUAGUAACUAGCCCUUGCAACUUCCUACAAUGUUAGUAUAACUGCAAAUACAAUGAGAAUCUAUGCUCAUAUGAAAACACAAUAUCUUGUCCAAUGGUUACGGGACAAUGGAACUUUUUUUAGGGGCCUUGGCUGCUAUUUUUGUCAAAUAUCUUGUACCCAAGUUUUAUCUACUUGGAUAUUUUUUGUUAUUUUUGUAAAUGCUAAAUAUGUCAGUGACAGCUUGAAGAUGAUUUAAGUGAUGUUUUGUCAUAAAAGUGUUACAUUUUAGACUGCUACCAUGCCAUAGUUAAGGUACAGAUGUAUACCUCUAAAUAUUCUAGUAUACUAGGGUUUAAAUUACUUAAAGUGAACAAAGCAGAAACUGUGCUAGAAUAAUUAUUCAAAAUCUACAAAUAAAUGGGAAUAAUUUAGAUAAAAGUUAUAUCAUAUAAUAUUAGGAGAUAACACGCAGUGAGACUUGGUGUCUGGUGCCAUAAUAUCUGGGUUCAAAUUCCAUAUUAGAUUGUAAAGCAAUUUUUGUGUCUAAGCCACCAUUCCAAAUUUUAAGAAAGAAAUCAUUUCUGACCAACUGAAUUCUUAUGAGAAGAACAUUAUCAUUCCAGUGCCAUGAUUUCUUUGGACCAAUUCCUUGAAAAGUGUUUU
Messenger RNA from Branchiostoma floridae (Florida lancelet), 2946 nucleotides. RefSeq names its product ubiquitin-associated and SH3 domain-containing protein B-like. The transcript is spliced from 13 exons. Gene Ontology annotation, molecular function: protein binding. Lineage: Eukaryota; Metazoa; Chordata; Leptocardii; Amphioxiformes; Branchiostomatidae. The record is from RefSeq and is a predicted model, not a curated record. Bases 42 to 1988 code for a protein of 648 amino acids.